AUGAAAGUCUCAAUCGCUAUAUUAACUGCUAUUGCUGCUACUUUAGUCUCUUCAGCUCCAGUGAAUUCAACAAAACCAACUAAUUCAAUCAACGAUCCAAUUUUAGAAUCAUUAAUAGAACCAGACUUAACUAAAGAUGAAUAUAUUGCACCAACUGAAGAAUGUAUCCGAACUGGUCAUUUUCAUGCUUAUGGUUAUUAUUUACCACAAAAAAGAAAUCGUCACAGACUUUGUAGUGAUGUUUAUAAUGAAAGACUUGCAAAAGGUGAGAUUCAACCAGCAAAGAGAAGUCGUAAAAACCAAGGUCAACUUUACGAAUCAGGAAGUGAUAAAAUACCUCAUUGGCUGUGGACAGCACCAAUAGCUGCAUGGGAACCUCAAAAAAGAGAUGCUGAAGCUGAUGCUGAAAGUGGUAUUGAUGCUGAAAAAAGAGAGUGGACUUGGUAUGGUUAUUAUGAACCUCAAAAAAGAGGUGCUGAAGCUGAUGCUGUAAGUAGUGUUGAUGCUGAAAAAAGAGAGUGGAGUAGAUGGCCUUAUUAUGAACCUCAAAAAAGAGAUGCUGAAGCUGACGCUGAAUUUGGUGUUGAUGCUGAAAAAAGAGAGUGGAGUAGAUGGCCUUAUUAUGAACCUCAAAAAAGAGAUGCUGAAGCUGAUGCUGAAUUUAGUGUUGAUGCUGAAAAAAGAGGUUGGACAAGAUACGGUUAUUAUGAACCUCAAAAAAGAGAUGCUGAAGCUGAUGCAACUUUCAAUCUUGGUGUGUAUAUGGCUCCACCUGAUGCAACUCACCCUUAUCGUCAUAGGGUCAAUCUUAUUUGGGAACCUCAAAAAAGAGAUGCUGGAGCUGAUAUUUAA
Lodderomyces jiufengensis is the source of this 852-nucleotide messenger RNA. RefSeq lists its product as uncharacterized. Lineage: Eukaryota; Fungi; Ascomycota; Pichiomycetes; Serinales; Debaryomycetaceae. The record is from RefSeq and is a predicted model, not a curated record. The transcript has a single exon. The coding region runs from base 1 to 852 and encodes 283 amino acids.